This is a messenger RNA of Osmia lignaria (orchard mason bee), 1925 nucleotides long. RefSeq names its product putative cytochrome P450 6a14. Gene Ontology annotation, molecular function: monooxygenase activity; iron ion binding; heme binding. The record is from RefSeq and is a predicted model, not a curated record. Lineage: Eukaryota; Metazoa; Arthropoda; Insecta; Hymenoptera; Megachilidae.
AUCUGUAGCAUCGAUCUGAAACACAAGGGGGCCGAGUACUCCGACGAUAAGAUUCUCGAUAAACAGUUAAGGUAGUGCAAACGGGCGGAACACAUCGACUUAACCUGUAUUAAAUAACUCUUUUCCAAGAUAAAGACGUUUGGUAGUUGACUAAUCAUUAUCAACAAUUUUAUUUGAUCGUUUCAUGGAAAUCUAAUUUGUGCAAUUCAUGGUGACAAUUCUUCCUACUUUUAUUUAUAUUCCAUCCAUAUCUCCACUACCUUUAUCUCCUGUAUCUCCUCUGAACAUAACAGGCUACUUUUACUCAAGAGUGCGUCGUUAAUGUACACUGAGAAAAAUAUUUCCGAAAUUUAUUUCGCAACAUCUUCGUCCGUCAAAUUCAUGAGGACGUUCAAACGAUGGCAAUUUACCUAGAAAUUUUCUGCGGAAUCGCAGCCCUAUGUUUGGCGUUUUACUAUUACUUCAUCACAGUCCUCGAUUUUUGGAAAGUUCGAGGUGUUCCCGGACCACAACCAAUCCCAGUACUGGGUAACAUCAAGGAUGUUAUGUUAAUGAGAAUGUCGAUGAGCGAUUACUUGAAGAAAGUUUACGAUGAAUACAAACAUGAACCUAUGGUCGGAAUAUUUACCAGAAAAACGCCUAUAUUACUUCUUCAUGACCCAGAACUUAUUAAGGACAUUCUGAUAAAGGACUUUUCUAAAUUUGCUGAUCGAGGACUUCCUGUUCACGAAAAGGCAGAACCCCUAUCUCCGCAUAUCUUCAAUCUAGAAGCAAAAAGAUGGCGACCGCUAAGAUCAAGACUCUCACCAGUCUUCACAUCAGGAAAAAUAAAAGAUAUGUUCCCACUCAUAUUAGAAUGCGCUGAUCAUUUGGAACAAUAUCUAGAGAAGGUUGUUGCAAGAGGAGAGCCCGUUGAAUGUCGCGAAUUAACAGCAAAAUACACAACGGAUGUGAUUGGUAGCUGUGCCUUUGGUAUUGAAAUAAAUGCGAUAUCCGAUGAAGAAAGCGAAUUUCGUCGAGUGGGUAGAACGGUAUUUGCUAUCAAUUGGAAGCAACUUCUGCGAUUCCGAGCUAGACAAAUGUUUCCACGACUGUACAAUUGGCUCGGUUAUAUACUACCACCGACAGAGAUAACGACCUUCUUCACUAAGGUCAUCGUAGACACGAUAAAGUACAGAGAAAAUAAUAAUGUUACCAGACCUGACUUUGUUAAUAUGCUUAUGGAACUCAAGAAACAUCCAGAUAAAUUGGAAAAUAUUAAGUUAACAGAUAGUUUACUGACUGCUCAAGCUUUCGUUUUCUUUGUCGCUGGUUUUGAAACCUCUUCAACAGCAAUUAGCAAUGCUCUGUACGAAUUAGCCUUGAAUCCUGAAGUACAGAUUAAACUGCGACAAGAAAUCAGGGAAUUUUAUGAUAAAAAUGAUGGCAAAUUGAAAUAUGAUGAAAUAAAGGAUAUGGCGUAUCUGGAUUUAGUGUUUAAAGAAACCUUAAGAAAAUAUCCACCUGGACCACUCUUAUUGAGAAAGUCAAUAUGCAAUUAUACUUUUGAAGGUACAAAGGUCACGAUACCAAAGAAAACAUUUGUGUGGGUACCAAUAUAUCCUAUUCAUCGGGAUCCUGAUAUUUACCCAAAUCCUGAUGCUUUUAUUCCUGAGAGAUUUACUGAGGAAGCGGUAGCGAGCAGACACCCUAUGCAUUAUUUACCCUUUGGUGAUGGGCCAAGGAAUUGCAUUGGAGCACGAUUUGCAGUCUAUCAAUCCAAAGUUGGACUUAUAAAAAUACUUCGUAAUUACAAAAUUGAUGUUUGCGAGAAAACUAUGAUUCCUUAUCAAAUUGACCCAGCCGCUUUCUUAUUGGCGCCGAAAGGAGGAAUAUAUUUAAAAAUAACAAAAGUAGAGAGUUAAUAUAAAAUUUAAGUAACAAAA